AACAAGGUCUAAGAUUAGACCGAAACGUUGGCCAGUGGCUACUAUUUUGGAUGGAUUUACAAAAAAACAAAAAAAAACAAAAAAGAUAUGAAAUAGAAAAAUAAAAUAAGCAACUUAUAAAUUCAUUAGAGUGCCGUGGUUUUUUGAUAUAAAUUUGGACAUACCCUUACCACAGAGCACCGCCUACUCUCCAAUAGGAGUGCCGCUCAACCCCAACCUUCAACAUUGACGACGUUUUGAGCUGAGCACCCUCCUGAUGACUACCUUCGCGUAUGAUCUAACAGCAGCGGAGAAGAUUGUCUCUGAAGUCACAGUAUCUAGUGACUUCUUACACGUACCCCACAACGAAUACCGUACACGUGACUGGGAGCGUGAGUCCAAAAAACAGAUUUCUUCGGAGCUUCACUGCGCAACUCUCGCAGAAUACUAUAAACAUAAGAGGAUUCCCAGGGGACUACGAGUCCACCUGCGACCAACAUUAUUUCCGUCUAAUACUGAAUACUGUACUAAGUUUGAAAAUAUUAUAAACAAAUGUUCCCUUGACAUAAUUGUCCUCAGUAUAGAGUAUCUACAAAAAGCAAUUCAAGACUCCAAAGAAAAACUUGCGGCUAUCGAAAGUCAGCUUCUCUCAACAACCUCCACCUCCGAAUGGUCCGAACUAAAGAAGAAGACAGACAAAAUACUAGACGAACAUCGCAAAUACCUGGAGAAUACCAAGCGCACCAAAUUCAUCCGUGAUACAGAGGACUAUCAACUCAACAAGGUUUACAGAUGGCAAUGGCAAGACUCAAGAACAGGAUAUGGAUACACCCCAUACACAGGUUACGCAUCCUCCUCCUCAGGCAGCGAAAGAUCUACAACAUAUCGCUCCCAGCGUUUUUUUCCCAGGCGCGGUUACCGACAACGACGAAGAAACACAUACGCCGAGGACGAGGUACCCAUGGACCCAAAACCACCAGGAAUCCAGACCCGCUCACAGGUGAAAUGAUCACUAUCAGACAGAUAUAACAUCCAUAUCCCGCCAACUCUUAUUGGAGAUCCCUAUCCAACCAUCUUAUUGUUUCAUUUGAUGCUACUUUUCCAUCUACCCUCUCUCCCC
Molecule: messenger RNA, 1099 nt
Organism: Bufo gargarizans (Asiatic toad)
Lineage: Eukaryota; Metazoa; Chordata; Amphibia; Anura; Bufonidae
Exons: 3
Coding region: 257-988 (243 amino acids)
Source: RefSeq, a predicted model, not a curated record